Messenger RNA from Penicillium manginii, 228 nucleotides. RefSeq lists its product as uncharacterized. The transcript has a single exon. The record is from RefSeq and is a predicted model, not a curated record. Lineage: Eukaryota; Fungi; Ascomycota; Eurotiomycetes; Eurotiales; Aspergillaceae. The coding region runs from base 1 to 228 and encodes 75 amino acids.
AUGUACAAAUUCACAACAAAGUUUGAUAUAGAAUCUGAAGAUCUGGAUCUACAGAAGGAAUAUCUCUCGCAUCAAGAGAUUGAAGCAAUUCGGGAAGAGAAGAAUACAGGUCUCCUCAAGGACACUCUUGAGCCUAUCAGUGACGAUAAAGAAGAUGACGCAAUGGCCUCUCAAGACCAAGCUCUCACUCAGACUGCCACGCUGCGUGUUAGAGAAAAGCAGCAGUAA